Camelina sativa (false flax) is the source of this 432-nucleotide messenger RNA. RefSeq names its product B3 domain-containing protein At1g10455-like. Gene Ontology annotation, molecular function: DNA binding. NCBI's taxonomy places the organism in Eukaryota, Viridiplantae, Streptophyta, Magnoliopsida, Brassicales, Brassicaceae. The record is from RefSeq and is a predicted model, not a curated record.
AUGGCUAAUCUCGAUCUCGAGCUGAGUUUAAGGCAAUAUGUACCAUGGACCAUAAAGAAGACACUUCAAGAACGCGACCUUGAAUUUCCGUUUCUUAUACCGAAGACAGAUAUGGUAGAUUACAUACUUCCCGAGUUGGAAAGUGAUCCAUUCAAGCCUAUAAAAGCAAGUGAUAUGUUGAACGGGAAUGUCCGUUUAAAAGUACUUGACUUGGAUACUGAUGUGACUUACCCCAUGGGACUAUCACAACUUCGUGUAGACAAUAUGCCGGGUAAUUACUAUUUGAGAGACUAUUGGGCACAACUCAUGCAAGAUAGACAACUCCAGGAAGGAGAUGUGAUUGGACUCUAUUGGGAUAGGUCGAAUCACCAGUUCUGUUUUAGCGUCAUAAGUCUUGUGCAGCCUCGUCGUAGCCGUGCUCGUGACUCGUGA